Apaloderma vittatum (bar-tailed trogon) is the source of this 369-nucleotide messenger RNA. RefSeq names its product glutaredoxin 2 (gene GLRX2). The record is from RefSeq and is a predicted model, not a curated record. The transcript has 3 exons. NCBI's taxonomy places the organism in Eukaryota, Metazoa, Chordata, Aves, Trogoniformes, Trogonidae. The annotation marks the transcript as partial.
CUGCCGGCUCCCGCAGGACUGUCUAAUGCUGCUGCUGCGAAUCACAUACAGGAGAUUAUUUCAGGCAACUGUGUGGUGAUUUUCUCUAAAACAACAUGUUUCUACUGCAAGAUGGCAAAAAAAGUUUUUGAGGGUAUGAACGUGCACUAUACAGCUGUAGAACUGGACAUGAAUAAAAAUGGAAGUCAGUUCCAAGACAUUCUUGAACAGAUGACCGGUGGCAGAACAGUCCCAAGAGUGUUUGUCAAUGGGACUUUUGUUGGAGGUGCUACAGAUAUACAGAGGCUUCAUGAAGAAGGCAAACUGCUUCCAUUAGUUACUCAAUGUCAAGUACAAGAAAAUCCUGGACAGCGAUCUAGCUUAGCUUAG